AUGCUGACCAGAGAGCAGAUAGAACAUUGUUUAUCACAUUAUCCUGGCACCCCCUUCCAUCUCAGCAGAGCUGGACCAAAUGAUCCCAGCUUAAUUAUAAUGGGCAUGGCUGUAAACCCAACCCUAGAAAUGCAUCUGGGGGGUAAUAGUCUCAGAAAUGGGGUCACAGCAGAGCCAGGCCUAAGUGAAGUUAUGCGACAAUGUUUGUUGCCUGUUGGCGAUCUUUAUUUCCUCUUCUUAUACUGUUUUUCUUUUUUCUUUUUUUCAGAUCAACUUCCAUUAUAUAAAUCUUCCUUUUCUGCGUUCUGUCUGUAA
Molecule: messenger RNA, 315 nt
Organism: Pipistrellus nathusii (Nathusius's pipistrelle)
Lineage: Eukaryota; Metazoa; Chordata; Mammalia; Chiroptera; Vespertilionidae
Source: the annotation of a GenBank genome assembly